Messenger RNA from Dictyostelium purpureum, 1377 nucleotides. RefSeq lists its product as uncharacterized. Gene Ontology annotation, biological process: cell surface receptor signaling pathway. Gene Ontology annotation, molecular function: transmembrane signaling receptor activity. Lineage: Eukaryota; Evosea; Eumycetozoa; Dictyosteliales; Dictyosteliaceae. The record is from RefSeq and is a predicted model, not a curated record. Bases 1 to 1377 code for a protein of 458 amino acids. The transcript is spliced from 4 exons. Gene Ontology annotation, cellular component: membrane.
AUGAAUAGAUUUAAAAUAGAUAUAUUUUCAAAGUUUAAAUCAAUAAAUAUAAUAACAUUGUUAAUAUUAUUUUUAAUAAUAAAUAUAAAUUACAUAAAUGGACAAACUGAUAAUAUAUGCAAAGGAGAUUUAAUAUAUAGGAAUGUGUCCAAUAGAAUAGAGGAUGAAAAGCUUGGAUUCAAUUUUGUAAAAUAUAAUGACACAUAUAUAUCGUGUGUUAUACCUUGUCCCUCACCAUUCUUUGAAAUUGAUGAUUGGCAACUUUUUUUAACAAUGAGUGAGGUAAUGGGCACAAUUUCAUUCUUUUCAGGUUUAUUUUUACUAAUCACUUAUAGUCCUUUAGUCAAUAGAAAGCACAAUAAGCAUACAAUAGGUAUUUUAUGUAUGUCAUUUGGAGUUUGCAUUGCAAUGUGUACAGAUUUUUAUAGUUUUGGCCAUAGUUUUAAAGAUCCAGAAAAGUCAUUAUGUCCUUCACCGGGUCAAUAUUUAACAUCAAAUAAUGCAUUGUGUGUUAGCUCUGGAAUUUUAUUACAAUUUGGUGGUGUAUUCGGUUUCCUUUGGUGGGUUUUCCUCUCAUUCGAAAUUUGGAUGAGCAUUAAAAGAAGACAAGAAAGAAAGAAUUACGAAAAAUAUUACUUUAUUUUUACAUUUAUAAUCAGUAUAGUAUUUUCAUUUGUCCCACUUGCAAAUGAUCAAUAUUCAAUGAGUUAUAUCGGUUUAGGUUGCUGGUUAGGUGAUGCAGUCCAUCAAUUAGCUUUGUUUUGGAUACCACUAACAAUCUGUCUCAUUACAUCAUCAGUAUUUAUUAUUUUAAUUUUAAAAGAAAUCCACCAUGUACUAUCAAAUCAAAAAUCAAAUUUAAAGGGUAAUAUUAGACCUUUGAUUUGUAUUAUAUUAACAGGUUUCGCAUUUUUUUAUAUGUUCUUUUAUUAUUUAUCACUCGCCGCCGAUCAGAGCACCUAUGAAAAUGUUUUAGAUGACUAUGUAAAAUGUUUACUUGAGGGAGAUGAUAUAACAAAAUGUUCAGCUGCCAAAUUCUCAGUUGCUGGUAAUUUUGUUUUCCUUUUUUGUUUAAGAGUUUUGGGUAUUGGUGCUUUUAUUUUUUAUGGUAUGUUUAAUCAUUUUAAAAAGAUUUGGUUAGAUUCAUUUUUAUUUAAUAAUUCAUUUGUAAAUAAAUUCAUUUCAAGAAAUAGCAGUAGUAGCAAUAGUGGUAAUAGUGGUAAAAACUCUUCAUCAUCAAGUAGUGGCAUGACAAAUGCAUCAACUAAAAACAAUACCAAUAACUCCAAUGUUAUUAAUAACUCUGCAUUUGACUCAUCAGUGAUCGAAAUGUCAAUUAAAGAAGAUUCAAUAAGCAAUGAAGAUGAUCUGGUAUAG